AUGAAUGUCCUCAUGAGCUUCAUUUUCUGUCAAUUUGUGAACAACACAGACCAGGACUGUGGAACAAGUCAAGAUUCCAUUGGAAUUGAGGGUGAUAAGGUUUUUUCAAAGAAGCAUGCCCGACCAGCUCCAACAGAUGGGAAAGACAACAUCACCAUCUUCACUAGGAUCCUUGACCGCCUGUUGGAUGGGUAUGACAACAGGCUAAGACCCGGCCUUGGAGCUGAAAGUGUGACGGAAGUGAAAACGGACAUCUACGUCACAAGCUUUGGUCCAGUGUCUGACACAGACAUGGAGUAUACCGUCGAUGUGUUUUUCCGUCAGAGCUGGAGAGAUGAACGGCUCAAAUUUAAAGGGCCUAUGCGCAUUUUGCCACUGAACAACCUCCUGGCUAGCAAGAUCUGGACUCCAGACACCUUCUUUCACAAUGGGAAGAAGUCAGUGGCACAUAACAUGACCACUCCAAACAAGCUGUUGAGGCUGGUGGACAAUGGUACCUUGCUCUACACCAUGCGACUGACGAUAAACGCUGAAUGUCCGAUGCACCUGGAGGACUUCCCCAUGGAUGCACACGCCUGCCCGUUGAAAUUUGGCAGCUAUGCCUACACCAACUCGGAGGUGAUAUACGUCUGGACUCACGGACAGGGCAACUCAGUAGUGGUGGCCGAGGACGGAUCAAGAUUGAACCAGUAUGAUCUGUUAGGACAGACAGUUGGCACAGAGAUCAUCCGGUCAAACACAGGUGAAUACAUCGUCAUGACCACACACUUCCACCUAAAGAGGAAGAUUGGUUACUUUGUGAUCCAGACCUACCUGCCCUGCAUCAUGACUGUCAUACUCUCGCAGGUCUCCUUCUGGCUGAACAGGGAAUCAGUCCCUGCACGCACUGUCUUUGGGGUCACCACAGUACUGACGAUGACCACGCUGAGCAUCAGUGCCAGGAACUCCUUACCAAAGGUUGCCUACGCGACCGCCAUGGACUGGUUCAUCGCUGUGUGCUACGCGUUUGUCUUCUCAGCUCUCAUCGAAUUUGCUACUGUCAACUACUUCACCAAGAGGAGCUGGCCUUGGGAUGGAAGGAAAGCCAUGGAAGCUCAGGAGCUGAAGAAAAGAGAGCCGGUAACUCUAGCGAAGAAAACCAACAACACAUACAAUAUUGUGGGGACGACCUACACGCUGAACAUCACCAAGGAUCCUGGGCUAGCCACCAUAGCGAAGAGUGCAGGGGCUCACGCCAAGCUGGGCAAGGUCGAGGAGAAGCUGCUGGAGAGCAAGAAGACUUACAACAGUGUCAGCAAGGUUGACAAAAUGUCCCGGAUCAUCUUCCCUGUUCUCUUUGUAAUCUUCAACUUGGUUUACUGGGCCACAUACGUCAACAGGGAGCCAAUAAUUAAAGGCAUGAUUCCCCAGAAAUAG
This is a messenger RNA of Hypanus sabinus (Atlantic stingray), 1416 nucleotides long. Its product is annotated as gamma-aminobutyric acid receptor subunit alpha-3-like. Gene Ontology annotation, molecular function: GABA-A receptor activity; benzodiazepine receptor activity; transmitter-gated monoatomic ion channel activity involved in regulation of postsynaptic membrane potential. Bases 1 to 1416 code for a protein of 471 amino acids. NCBI's taxonomy places the organism in Eukaryota, Metazoa, Chordata, Chondrichthyes, Myliobatiformes, Dasyatidae. The transcript has 10 exons. The record is from RefSeq and is a predicted model, not a curated record. Gene Ontology annotation, biological process: nervous system process; gamma-aminobutyric acid signaling pathway; regulation of postsynaptic membrane potential. Gene Ontology annotation, cellular component: GABA-A receptor complex; dendrite membrane; neuron projection.